ACUAACCGAAAAAACCAAAAAAAAAUAAAAUCUCUCAUAUCUCUCUCCUCUCCGUUUCUUCUUCUCUCGGAGAGACUGCCGGGAUCGUGCGUCGGCGGUCAGAGUCUCGCCGGAAUUUUAAAUUUACCGCCGGUCGCACGGUUUAUUCGUUGGAAACAACGCGUCGUGAGAGGAGGGGAAAUUCAAAAAAAAAAAUUGAAACACCGAUACGCUUUUUUGUUAAUUUUUAUUGAUAAUAUUUUGAAUUAAAUAUUCUCUGAUGGAUGCGAUUGGAUAGAAGGAAACAAAAAGGAAAGGAGGAAGAUAAAAGAGAAGGCGAAUUAUUCUGUUCUCUCUCUCUCUCUCUUCUCUGUCUACAUCGUUGUUGUUGUGUUUUCUUCGAGGAUCGUGAUAUUAGGAGGUAGGAGUUGGUUCCCUGUUUGCAUAUAAUGAGCUGCACAAGGAUCCGGAAUUAGGCGAAUUGUAGUCUUUAUGGCUUCUGAAAUACCUAAUCGUGUAUUCCAGGUGUUUCCACUCGCUUAAAUGGAACGAUUAUGUGUUAAGAUGUUUUCCUCUUGAACUCUUCCUAGAGUGCUGAAAGUUUCUAUCUUUGUUUUAUCCUUGGAUUUGGGGUGUGAGUUUGCUUAGGUGUAGUAGAAAUCUUCUGUUUAGAUCCUUGGAGUUAUUUGCUUGCUCUUUUGGCUCAUACGUGAGGGGAAAGGCUAUGGUCCCGUUGACAAACUAAAAAGUUAAAAAAAAAAACAAAUUUGAAUCUGGUUUUAUUAGUCGAUUUUUGUUGUCAUCUGCACGAUGCCGUCUGAUAUAAUGGAUCAGAGAGGUGUAUCAACACCUUCCCACUUUCAUGAAGAUAUUCAUAUUACUUCAGAGAGGCAAUUUGGGUUUCUGAAAGCAGACCUGAUGCCCGAAAAUCAAGGUGGUCGUGAUAGAUUUUCAAAUCUGCCAAAGAGUUCAUGGACACCUGAAAGUUACCAGCUGAAGACACAAUCUAGCUUGUCUGUUGUGCACCCCUCUGCUAGCCCAAACGCAAGAAACACUACUAGUGAUAGCCAGAGGGAAAGCAGUUUAUUUUCCAGCUCAAUGUCUGAUUUAUUCAGCAGAAAACUACGACUACAAAGAAGUGAUCUACUAUCGCCUAUGUCUACAAAUACAGUUGUUACCCACCGUGAAGAAGAACCUUCUGAAUCUUUAGAAGAAAUUGAGGCGCAAACUAUUGGAAAUCUUCUCCCAGAUGAAGAUGAUCUCUUUGCGGAAGUGAGGGGUGAGGUUGGGCGUAAAUCUCGUGCCAAUGGAGAUGAUCUGGAUGACAUUGAUCUAUUUAGCAGUGUCGGUGGCAUGGAACUAGAUGGAGAGGUUUUUUCUUCUGUGGGUCACAGAAGUGGUGAGAGAGGCGGCAAUAAUUCUGCUGGCGAACAUCAUCGUGGGGAAAUUCCAUCCAGAUCACUUUUGGCCGGAAAUAUCAGUAGCAAUGUCGAGGACUAUGAGCUGAAGGUCCUUUUUGAGCAAUUUGGAGACAUCCAGGCUCUAAAUACAGCUUGCAAGAAUCGUGGCUUUAUCAUGGUUUCGUACUAUGAUAUAAGGGCUGCUCAGAAUGCGGCUAGAGCACUCCACAACAGGCUGUUAAGAGGAACGAAACUUGACAUUCGUUAUUCUAUUCCUAAGGAAAAUCCUCUAGAAAAAGACACGAGUAAAGGAGCCUUGUUGAUUAAUAAUAUUGAUUCUUCUAUCUCGAAUGAAGAGCUCAAUCGAAUGCUCAAAUCAUAUGGAGAAAUCAAAGAGAUUCGUAGAACUAUGCAUGAUAACACACAGAUAUACAUAGAGUUCUUUGACGUUCGAGCUGCAGAGGCUGCUCUUGGUGGACUUAAUGGACUCGAGGUUGCUGGGAAGCAGCUUAAACUUGCGCCAACCUGUCCAGAGGGUACAAGAUACAUGUCACAGCGUGCUGCACAUGAUGCUGACGGGUGUCUACCUAAAAUGUCUUUUAGUAAUACAUCAUCUGGGCACAUGGGUAGACAUUUCCCAGGAAUAAUUUCUUCAACAUCCAUUGAUGGUGGAUCUAUGCGGGUGAUUCAUAAUUCUGUUGGAUCACCUGUGAACUCGUUCAUUGAACGUCAUCGGAGUCUCAGCAUUCCUAUUGGAUUUCCACCUUCGGCAAACGUCAUCUCAGCCAGCAAGCCUGUCGGACUUCAGGAGCAUGGCCACCCUUUUGAUAAUUCAAAUAUGGGGAUCCAAAGCUUGCCAAAUCUGCAUCCUCAUUCUUUUUCGGAAUACCUCGACAACUUUGCAAAUGGUAGUCCAUAUAAGUCCUCGACAGCAUUUUCCGAAAUGGUCAGUGAUGGCUCAAAAGCAAAUGAAGGCUUUAUGAUGCAUAAUGUUCGUGGAGUGGAUGGCUUUAACGGAGGGGGCAUAGGGUCUCCCAUCAAUCAAAGUUCCCGCCGCCCUAACCUGAAUUUAUGGAGCAACUCUAACACUCAGCAACAGAAUCCGUCAAGUGGCAUGAUGUGGCCUAACUCGCCAUCUCACCUCAACAGCAUUUCUACUCAGCGCCCACCUGUAACUGUAUUCUCUAGAGCACCUCCUAUCGUGGUGAAUAUGGCAUCUUCUCCUGUGCAUCACCACAUUGGAUCUGCGCCAGUAUUAAACUCGCCUUUCUGGGAUAGAAGACAAGGCUAUGUAGCUGAAUCUCUAGAAUCUUCUGGCUUCCACAUAGGUUCUCAUGGUAGUAUGGGGUUUUCUGGCUCUUCACCCUCAAAUCCAAUGGAAAUUGGUUCUCAUAAGAGUUUUUCCCAUGUUGGUGGGAAUCGCAUGGAUGUAAAUUCCCAGAAUGCUGUAUUGCGAUCUCCUCAACAGUUGUCUCAUCUCUUCCCUGGGAGGAGCCCAAUGGGUUCAGUGCCGGGCUCAUUUGACUCUCCAAAUGAACGAUACAGGAAUCUCUCUCACCGUAGAAGCGAGUCUAGCUCUAGUAAUGCUGACAAGAAACUGUUUGAGCUUGAUGUUGACCGUAUAUUACGUGGGGAUGAUGGCAGGACAACAUUGAUGAUUAAAAACAUUCCUAAUAAGUAUACUUCUAAGAUGCUUUUAUCUGCCAUUGACGAGCAUUGUAAAGGAACAUAUGAUUUCCUUUAUUUGCCAAUUGACUUCAAGAACAAAUGCAAUGUGGGAUAUGCUUUCAUCAACCUUAUCGAACCUGAAAAGAUUGUCCCAUUUUAUAAGGCGUUUAAUGGCAAAAAGUGGGAAAAGUUCAACAGCGAGAAGGUGGCAACUCUUACAUAUGCUCGAAUCCAAGGAAAAAUAGCUCUUAUUGCCCAUUUCCAGAAUUCAAGCUUAAUGAACGAAGACAAACGUUGCCGGCCUAUACUCUUCCACACGGAUGGUCCAAAUGCUGGUGAUCAGGAACCAUUUCCAAUGGGUACCAACAUACGAUCUAGACCAGGCAAGCCACGAAGCAGUAGCAUUGAUAACUACAACAGUUUUAGCAUCCCUUCCGUUUCUGAAAACCGAGAAGAACCUCCUAAUGGAACCGAUCCUUUCUUGAAGGAGAACUAACCAAUGAGCAAAAAAAAAAAAAAAAAAAAUUCAGGUAAGAAAGGUAAAGAAAAAAGGAGAGCUAAAGAUAACAAAAGGUUAAUAUAUAUAUUAUAUAAGACCAUAUCAUCUACACACCCUAGAGUUCUGUAAAUCGGGGGUGUUAAAUUUACCCUGACAAAACUCAUUUUGCAGUGAAGAAUUUUUGUUUUGAAGAGAUCAUAAACUCUGACCACAAACCUUCCCAGGUUGCUUCACCAGUUUUGUUGUAUUAUCGAAACCCCCAGAGAAAUCUUCCAGAAUUCUCUUUUUAUUUUUGGUUAUGGUUUUUUUUUUCUUUUUCGUUUUGGGGUUAUAUUCAAGGAUUUUUGGUUCUUCCUAUCAAUGUAACAAGCCUUGGAUUACACUCAUCUU
Messenger RNA from Eutrema salsugineum, 3936 nucleotides. Its product is annotated as protein MEI2-like 1. NCBI's taxonomy places the organism in Eukaryota, Viridiplantae, Streptophyta, Magnoliopsida, Brassicales, Brassicaceae. The coding region runs from base 790 to 3543 and encodes 917 amino acids. The record is from RefSeq and is a predicted model, not a curated record. Gene Ontology annotation, molecular function: RNA binding. The transcript has 15 exons.